Brassica napus (rape) is the source of this 537-nucleotide messenger RNA. RefSeq names its product 16 kDa phloem protein 1. Bases 1 to 537 code for a protein of 178 amino acids. The record is from RefSeq and is a predicted model, not a curated record. NCBI's taxonomy places the organism in Eukaryota, Viridiplantae, Streptophyta, Magnoliopsida, Brassicales, Brassicaceae. The transcript has 4 exons.
AUGUGUGUUGUGAAAGCAGGUGAUAAUGACAACACAUUGUGGAACCAAAAGUUUGUGUUCGAUUUCCCAAUGUAUCAAUGGAAGAAGCUGACCCACAUCAAGGUUAGAAUCAUGGACAAAGAGCUCUUCAAAGAUGGUGGAUUUGUCGGUGAAACCAUAAUUCAUCUUGGAGGGAUAAUAACCGAAGGACGUGACAGAGGAUACAUAGAAGUCAAACCAGCUCCAUACAAUGUUGUUCUUGACGAUGACACAUUUAAAGGCGAACUAAAACUUGGCUUCAGAUUCACUGCAGCGGAUAAAUUGCGUAUCAACAAGGCAUGGGAAGUGAAGAUAGAGGAUAAAAACCGUGAAGAGCCAAUGAUUUCUCCAGUUCUGAAUCUGAUGAAGCUCCCUUUGUUAAGGUUCACAGCUGCAUGGGCAAGAAUGCAAGGUCUCAUCAAUGCAGAACUUCUUUAUUGUUCGGUCGUCUAUAAAAGCAAUUUUCUAUUCGUAGCUAGGGAUUUCAGUUUCUCAAUCAACCAUUUCACGGUAUCGUGA